This is a messenger RNA of Closterium sp. Naga37s-1, 2076 nucleotides long. The record is from the annotation of a GenBank genome assembly. Lineage: Eukaryota; Viridiplantae; Streptophyta; Zygnematophyceae; Desmidiales; Closteriaceae.
AUGGCCGAGGCGGCAAUCGAGCUGAACGGAAGAUCUUCAGCCCGUGGCGACAAGAGGAGACGAGAUCAAGAUCGAUCUCGCUCGCGCGAGAGGGGAUUCGAUCGCAACGCUGACCGAGACCGGGAAGCGGACAGAUACCGCGACCGCGACUCGUCCCGACGAGUACGAUCCAGGUCCAAAAGCCCAGACCGUGCUUUGCGGCGUCACCGGUCGCGCGAUAGAAGCAGAGAUCGGAGCCGCGAUAGAGUCCGAGACAGGAGCAGGGAGCGAGGGAGGGAGCGGAGCAGGGAGAGGAGCAGAGAGAGAGGAGUGCGGCAUGGGUCCUUAGAUCGACACGAGCGAGAUCGGGAUUCGAAGCAUAGGAGCCGGCGGGAUGAGCACGGGCGACUACGAGACGACGACCGGCAUCGGCGGAGCGACGACAGGGAGAGGAGUGAGAGGAGCCGGGAUAAGGACAAACAGUCGGAGCACCGGCGAUCCGAGCAACGGUCGGAGGAGGGGGAGGAGGAAGACGCGGAGCUAGACGCGGAUAUAGAGAUUAAGAUCGGCGAGGAGGAGAACGACGUGGAUAAGGUGCUGGAGGAGAGUCGCCGGCGGCGCCAGGCGAUUCUCGAGAAGUUCAAGGCACAGAAAGCCGAUGCGAAGCAAGCAGAUAACCCCGCGGCUGCAAGCUCCAAGGAUGGCGCAUCUCCCUCCAAGGGCGACCAGAGGUUUGGCUUGGCCAAUGGUGCACUUUCCACGGCCCUGCAUUCUUCCUCCACCCCCGCUGAUGCUGAUGCUGAUGCUGUUGCUGCCACUGGUAAUGGCACUGUCCCUACUGCUGCUGCCUCUCUUGGCCAGACAGAUGCACGUGCACAUGCGUCCAAGACCGCCAACGAUGCCAUCUUCCCUGUGUUCUCUGGCGACGUCGCCAAACCCUUAUCUUCCUCUGCGGCGGCGUCACCUCCCAAGGGUGAUGCCGGCACGGACAUGUUUGCAGAUGACAUGUUCGGUGAAUCCCCUGCAGCUGGAAGGAAACUGCAGGGGAAGUUUGACGGUGCAGCAAAGGAGUUUGGUCUGAACGACAACUGGGAUGACGUGGAAGGCUACUACUUGUCGCGCGUGGGCGAGGUGCUGGACGGGCGGUACGAGAUAGCAGCAACACAGGGCAGGGGGGUGUUCUCCACGGUGCUCAAGGCGUGGGACCUCAAGGAGGCGCGCCGGGAGGUGGCCAUCAAGAUCAUCCGCAACAACGAGACCAUGUUCAAAGCAGGGCAGCAGGAGCUGGUGAUCCUGCGCAAGAUCGCAGGGGCGGACCCGGACGACCGGCGGCACUGCAUUCGCCUCAUCUCGUCCUUCCAGUACCGCGGGCACCUGUGCCUGGUGUUCGAGAACAUGCACAUGAACCUGCGCGAGGUGCUCAAGAAGUUUGGGCGCAACAUCGGCAUCAAUUUGAGUGCUGUGAGGGCGUAUGCCACGCAGCUGUUCCUUUCGUUGAAGCACCUGCGCAAUUGCGGCAUUCUGCACUGCGACAUCAAGCCCGAUAACAUGCUCGUGAACGAGAGCAAGAACGUGCUCAAGCUAGCAGACUUUGGGUCGGCCAUGUUCUCAGGAGACAACGAGAUCACUCCAUACCUCGUCAGCCGCUUCUACCGAGCCCCAGAGAUCAUGCUGGGCCUGCCAUACGACCACCCGCUGGACAUGUGGUCAGUGGGGUGCUGCCUGUAUGAGCUCUACUCGGGCAAGAUGCUCUUCCCGGGCCGCACCAACAACGACAUGAUCCGCCUGCACAUUGAACUCAAGGGCACCUUCCCCAAGAAGCUGCUUAAAAAGGCUGCAUUCCUGGAGCAGCACUUUGAUGCGGACUUCAACUUCUGUGCAAUCGAAGAGGACCCUGUCACCAAGAAGCCGAUGAGGCGAGUGAUGGCAAAUGUGAAGCCAAAGGACAUUGGCACUCUCUUGGCCGGCUCUUCAGACGACGACGCCCGUUCACUCGCCGCCUUCCGGGACCUGCUAGAUAAAAUCUUCUGCCUGGACCCGGACAAGAGGCUCACAGUGGCACAGGCACUGUCACAUCCAUUCAUUGUCGGCAGGUGA